Molecule: messenger RNA, 926 nt
Organism: Drosophila navojoa
Lineage: Eukaryota; Metazoa; Arthropoda; Insecta; Diptera; Drosophilidae
Gene: Vsp37A
Product: Vacuolar protein sorting 37A
Biological process (GO): protein targeting to membrane; ubiquitin-dependent protein catabolic process via the multivesicular body sorting pathway; protein targeting to vacuole
Cellular component (GO): ESCRT I complex
Source: RefSeq, a predicted model, not a curated record
AUACAAAAGAUACAAAAACUCCAUUUUCAAUUUCAAUUUAUCAAGCGACAUCUUGAUGUACAUACGUCUCAUUUAAUCGAACAACGAGGGAGUGAAUAUAAAGGAAACAUUUUCAGCCAUUUGCUGCCAUUCUGCAAGAUGCCUACUGCGCAGCAGACGUCUCAGCAGCAGCACCAACAGCAACUUAGCAACGAUGAGAGCAAUGGAGUUAGCCCAGAACUGAAACCUGAGGAAGAUAGUAUGCCAAAUUUAUCAACACUCUCGUUAGAUGAGCUGAAGCAGCUUGAUCGAGAUCCCGAGUUUUUUGAUGAUUUCAUUGAGGAAAUGUCUGUGGUACAGCAUUUAAAUGAGGAACUUGACUCCAUGAUGAAUCAAGUGGAAAAUAUAUCACGUGAAAAUGAGAGCAAGGGCACUCAUUUGGUCGAAUUGAAACGCCGGCUUAGUGAUGAUUAUACGGCACUUAAGACGCUCGGUGAAAAAUGCGAUCUACUAAAUAAGAAGUACUUAAAGAAGUCGGAAGAAUAUGCUCCGCAGCACAUUCGAGAGCUACUGCAAAUAGCCGCAUCGAAUGCGGAUGGUGAUUGUGAUCGACAUGUCGAGCAUUUUCUGAAUGGUAAGAUCGAUGUUCAGACUUUUCUCAACACCUAUCAGAGCUCCAAGAAAAUUAGCGCUGAGCGCAAGGCCAAGGAGGAGCGACUGGGCAGCCAGCUAACUGCAUUAGAACGUGCUGGUAUAUAAGGAGUAAACGAAGGAGGAUAAAACUGCAAUAACUUUCUCCCUCUACUUGAGCGAUCACCUUACUCGUUAUUGUUUUAUACGAUUUGGUUUAUUACAAAUCCGCAAUAUAUACAUACAUACAUACAUAUAUGGAGAUUAAGGAAAUAUCCGUGUAUUGUAGAAUUUGAUCGCUUGAGAUGUGUGUAAAA